Molecule: messenger RNA, 2026 nt
Organism: Armigeres subalbatus
Lineage: Eukaryota; Metazoa; Arthropoda; Insecta; Diptera; Culicidae
Product: putative phosphatidate phosphatase
Exons: 7
Coding region: 641-1744 (367 amino acids)
Biological process (GO): phospholipid dephosphorylation; phospholipid metabolic process; signal transduction
Cellular component (GO): plasma membrane
Molecular function (GO): phosphatidate phosphatase activity
Source: RefSeq, a predicted model, not a curated record
CACAGAAACAGCUGAAACGUCACGGCGAACGGGUGCUUCGUGUUUUGUACGUGGUGCUCUGAAACAGCAUUAUUAUUACCUUGUCGUCGGUCGAGCGCAUCCCAUUUAAUCGCGGUUGUGGACAUAAAUCAGUGAACUCUAUAUAUAUGCAACUAUUUACUCCCAUUUUGGUGAUAAUCAUUCCGAUCGGAUUGCAAUGAUAUGAAGAUGCGUAAAAUGUCACGACGGUAAAGAGUUGACACAAAUAAAAGCAGUGCCUUACGAUUGUGAUACAUAGCAGCGUGUUGUGAGCAGAUAUUCGUUUCACCUGUACGAUUGUGAUAUGCAUCGCCGAUGUUUUUCGUAUGAGUCAUCCUUACGAUUUCUACACGACAUUGUUUUACUGCGUGGAGUCACCGUGUGACCCGACGAAUUCGAGUCUAAGAUUGUGUGACUAAUAACGAAUACAUUCAGUGCCACGUCUCUGAUUCACAUGCGCUGCAGAUAUCAAACCGACGUUGCUUAAAUUGUUAUCUGCGACGGUGGGUUGAGAGUGGUUAUAUCGCGUGUCUUUUAUCUUAUGUGUGCAUUGUGAUCGGUAAACGUGAAUUAUAGUGUGUGGUCAUUCGGAAGUUGAUAAGCGAGAAAAAAUCGUACAUCCAUGAGUGGCUCAGGGGUAGCGCCAUCUGAAGUGACACCGUUGAAGAGAAGCACUCAGACGCAAUCCAUCGCUGACAAUCAGGUGCAAAAUCAUCAACCGCCGCAGUCGGUAGUCGUGCACGCUGGUAGUAAUAGCACAGACAGUAAUACCAGCAACAGUAGUGGGGCCUCGAAUCCGAGCAGUGAAGUUCCGAUCAUUAGGAACAGUCAAAGCGAAAACAUGGAUGACACGAAACGAAUAUUGAUACGUGUUGGAAUUGACUUUGUCAUUUUGUGCUGCGUUGGUUUCCCGAUUUUGAUCUUUUUCCUCGCCGGACAGCCUUACGAACGAGGGUUUUUCUGCGACGAUGAAUCACUCAUGCACCCGUUCCACGAUUCGACCGUCACGAAUUGGAUGCUGUACAUCAUUGGCAUAGCAGUGCCCAUAUUAGUGAUACUUGGAACAGAGCUGGUCCGAUCGCACGUGAAAAAAUCGAAUGCACAGCCGCUGAAGGUAUACAACAUCGAAAUCCCCUACUGGAUCGUGGAAGCAUACAAAUCGAUCGGAAUGUUCGGUUUUGGAGCCGCCUGUAGCCAGCUGUUGACCGACGUGGGGAAGUACACCAUCGGUCGGUUGCGACCACAUUUCUUUGAUGUUUGCCAACCAAUGAUGCCUGAUGGAACUACCUGUAGAGAUCAGGUAAACCACAAUCGUUACAUCGUAGAUUUCACUUGUACCAGUGCGAAUUCCACGCCUCGUAUGCUGAAAGAGAUGCGCCUAUCAUUCCCGAGUGGUCAUUCCAGUUUUUCGAUGUACACCCUCAUCUAUUGUGCGAUUUAUCUCCAAUCGAGGAUGAACUGGCGAGGAUCGAAGCUGCUGAAGCACUUUCUACAGUUCCUGCUCAUAAUGUUGGCGUGGUACACGUGUUUGAGUCGCAUUUCCGAUUACAAACAUCACUGGUCGGACGUACUAGCUGGAGCGGUUCUGGGUUCCACGGUGGCUAUCGUUGUUUCGAACUACUGCUCCGAUUUGUUCGACGCCCGAAGGAAACGCACAUCUGCUCUACCCCAGACACGCUAUGAGCUUGGCCAGAGUCAUACUACUUCCAACGGAAACCAGCAAUAGCUGAUAGUAAUAGGCAUUACGUAGCAUAUGUGAUUUUUAAAAACUAUUGCCUUUCACGUCGACAGGGGCAAUCGACCUACAAACUAUAUUUAUUAUAUAGUGAUGAACUAAUUUAUUUUACGUAUGAUAAAAGAAGAGACAGCUAUUUAUUGAUUGAAACUGCUGCAUCCUGUAAGAUAAGAUAUUGUUUUAAGCAAAACUUCAAAUCUUCCGUUUUGUUUUGUUUUAUUGGCCACAGCUUAGCGUGCUACAAAAUUGUAUUAAUAAAGAAUUUAAUUUUAA